CGGGGAGCGGCGCGGCGGCGGAGGGUCGGGUUGGGUCGGUGCCGGCAGCGGCAUGGGACGGCCGCGGGAGGGAGGCCGAUCGUGAGAAGCCAAGCGCCCUCCCUCCCCUCCCCUCUGAUCAGAUUCCUUUUAAGUGAAGCUCGCUCAGUCUCUGGGGACCAGAUCUCACCGAUGACUGGGAAGCAAAGAGUACCCAGGAAAGCACUUUUACCACGGACUCCACCUCAGGAGCACCAGGAACUCAUCUUCUAAAUAAAAUCUGUGCCCCUUCCGUGCAGACCCGAUGUCUGCUGCAAUGGAUACAGAAUCAACAUAUUCGGGAUACUCCCACUACUCAGGUCACUCCAAAAAAGCUCACAGACAAGGGAGCCGGGACAGACACAAAUCUCCCCGAAGCAAAGAUGGCAGUCGGUCUGAGAAGUCCGUCACUAUCCAGACACCUCCUGCAGAGCCGCUGCUGGGGAACGACGCCUCUCGGGCAGAGGAGGGCCAGGAUGACAACUGGGGUGAGACCACGACAGCAAUCACAGGCACCUCUGAGCACAGUAUUUCCCAGGAGGACAUUGCCCGGAUCAGUAAGGAUCUGGAAGACAGUGUUGGGUUGGACUGCAAACGUUACCUGGGCUUAACAGUGGCAGCUGUUCUCGGACUCCUAGUCUUCCUUACCCCCAUUGCCUUCAUUCUGUUACCCCAGAUCCUGUGGCGAGAUGAUCUGGAGCCGUGUGGUACUGUCUGUGAGGGACUGUUCAUCUCUGUGGCGUUUAAACUCCUCAUUCUCCUGAUUGGGACCUGGGCUCUUUUUUUCCGCCAACCCAAGGCAGAUCUACCGAGGGUGUUUGUGUUUCGGGCCCUUCUGCUGGUCCUCAUAUUCUUCUUUGUGUUUUCCUACUGGCUCUUUUACGGCGUUCGCAUCUUGGACUCGAAGGACACCAACUACCAGGGGAUAGUGCAGUACGCCGUGUCCCUGGUGGACGCCCUGCUCUUCAUCCACUACCUGGCCAUCGUGCUGCUGGAGCUGCGGCAGCUGCAGCCCACAUUCACCGUCAAGGUGGUUCGCUCCACGGACGGAGAGGCGCGGUACUACAGCCUGGGACACCUGAGCAUCCAACGAGCUGCACUGGUGGUUCUGGAAAAUUACUACCGAGAUUUCACAGUCUACAACCCAGCCUUGUUAACAGCCUCCAAAACCCGAGCAGCCAAGCACAUGGCUGGCCUGAAAGUCUACAAUGUUGAUGCUGCCCUUGCCUUCAAACUGAAAGCAUAUAUAAUGGGGGGCCCAGGUAACAACGCGUCGGGGCAGUCCCGGGCCAUGAUCGCGGCCGCCGCCCGGCGCAGGGACUCCAGUCACAACGAGCUCUACUACGAGGAGGCCGACCACGAGCGCCGCGUGAAGAAACGCCGGGCGAGGCUUGUGGUUGCGGUAGAAGAGGCUUUCACUCACAUCAAACGCCUGCAGGCAGAGGAACAGCAGAAAGCUCCAGGAGAGAUGAUGGACCCCCGAGAAGCAGCCCAGGCAAUCUUCCCCUCCAUGGCAAGAGCUCUGCAGAAGUACCUUCGCACCACCCGCCAGCAGCAGUACCACAGCAUGGAGAGCAUCUUGCAACACUUGUCCUUCUGCAUCACCAACAACAUGACACCAAAGGCAUUCCUGGAGCGUUACCUCAACCCAGGCCCAACCCUCCAGUAUGACAGGGAUCGCUGGUUCUCCAAGCAGUGGACGCUGGUCAGUGAGGAAGCGGUCACAAGCGGGUUACAAGAUGGCGUCGUGUUUGUCCUCAAGUGCUUGGACUUCAGCCUUGUUGUUAAUGUGAAAAAAAUCCCCUUCAUCAAACUCUCAGAAGAGUUCAUAGACCCUAAAUCUCAUAAAUUUGUCCUCCGCUUACAGUCUGAGACUUCAGUCUAAGGGAUUUUGAGGGUGGGUUGUUGGGAGAUUUUUAUUUUUUUUUUUUUUUCAAUAUCGUGCUUUUGGGUUUAAUUUCCCCAAUGCUGACUGAAACUGGCAGAUGAUGGACCAGUAAUAUUUGACCAUCUGCACUUUAUUUGGAAAGGGGAGGGGGGGGAGUUGGGCUAUCUUAUCUAUAAAGAAGUAUCUUAAGAGGCAACAGGGUGACUUGGCUCAGUUAGCUCAGCCUUGGAGACAGAACAGAUUUUUUUCUUUCCCCCUCUUUCCAAGCAUCCUGUAAAUCUCACGCUCUUUCUCUGCACGGCUGCAGUGUCAGAGCUGUUGUUGGAGCGCUGCCUUACACCGCGCACGCCUGCGCCCUUGUGUCUCUGCUUUUGCCACCUGUGGCUGCUCCUGAGGGCUCAUUGCUCGCCUCUCCCUCACAGAAACCUCCUGGCACUGGGUGCUGCAGUCCCUGCUCACUCAGGGAGGAGGGGAUAUCAAAGGGUGGGAGUGUGAGGGGACUUCUAUUCUUUAUUCUUCUCCUCCUCUCCAUGUGCCUCUUCUGUCAGUGCCGGACUUGUAUGGGCAUAAUGGGAUGGUUUCACUCUCUGUUGCUUGUCUUGAACUGGAUCAGCCCAUUUGCAGCUCUUCAAUUUUUAUUUUUUGUUUCUUAAUCAGUGCUUGUUAGUGAAGUUGUUCUUCAUGUCACAGCUCCCUGUUAUGUCUCACCUGCUUCCCUCUGUUCUGCUUGUCUGCGUCUUUCUCAGGCACUCCCGAGGCUUCCUGUUACUGUCCCCUUCUGUCUGGGUUUCUGAAUGUGUUUCUCCAGGCACUGGCACUUCCUUCUGCACCUGCAAGGGCUGUGUAUUUGCACUGGGACAGGGUCAGUAAGUAGCUGGCUCCUCCUCAGAUAAAUCACAGACCCACCCUAUGUCUGACAGCUUCUUUGAGGGGAAGGAGGUGUGGGCAGGAAUGUGCCCCUCCCUCUCUAGCCAGCUUCAGGUGUGUCUGGAGAAAAGAUGGGCAAAAACACUUCCCUCCUUCAGGAGAGGAGCCAGGGAAAGGCUGACCUCUGCCCCAUUCAGUUGCUUUGGAGAACUCUUGUGCUCUGGAAACACUGCAAUGAGUCCUUCCCCACCGUACGCCUUCUGCUGUAGCUAAGAAAUACCAAACAAUGCCUGAAUGUUGAAAAUCUGCCUGCCUUUCUUGGCCUUGUUGUGCUGUGGGAGUUUCUGCUCAGUGCUGGGAUCUGCUUUAGAGAGAUGCAGUUAUGUUUGUGAGGCUGCCUUUGCCCACUGGUGCAGCUUUCACGUGUGAGUUUAGUCGCCUGAGUUUGGAAGGUUUGUUUUUAACGGUGAGCCUAAGUCAGUGUCUGAAGUCUGAUUGCCAGCACAGAGCAUGGAGUGACUGGAGCCAGCUGCAAGGCUCGAAUCGACCUGAAGGUCCCUCAAGAUCCGUGUGAAUGUAAAUGAUCAAUUCAUUCUGCUCAGUCUUUUGCCAUGCAAAUAUCCCUUAUCAGGCAGGAUCUGGCCUGCCCUCCAUAUGGAUGUCUUAACCAAGAAGGCCCUGGUUCCAGCAGAGUGUAAGUCAGUGCCUUUCACUGCCAGCCUGCACAGUCUUCUGAGGAGGGCUGCGACAGCCCCUCCUGUCCCUUUUGCCCUUCCCCAGACCUUCCCAUGGCAGGCAUGGGCUGGCUGGUGCCCACCACAAGCUGGUGGGAGGGAGCAGCCACCUUAAACAGGGAUGCUGGGGACAGGGCAGCAGGGUCCAUCCUCUUCCAACUUCAGCAGCAGUGGAGAUGCCUAUCUGACAGCACCUGUGCAUAGUCCUCUUGGUAUCAAGGGAGCACCCUGGUGAGUGAGGGUCCAAAGUGAUGAAAUGCCAUCCAAGUGACACCUGCAGUUUCCUGCACCUUUCUUACAAGCACAUGGUAGUCUCCUGGAUCCUUUUUAGUCCAUGUAAUGUGCCAGACGUGGUUGUAAAGAAACUGGAUGGCACAGCACAUGACAGGAUUAUGCCCUUUGCCCUUAAAGGAUGGGAAGUGGGUAGUGUUUUCCCUUCUCUAAACUCAGUGUUUGGGUUUUGUUUUGGUUUUUUUUGCAGAUCAGGCUUUCUGGUAGUCUGUAUGGGGACUCCUUUAUUGACUGUGGCCUUUGCAGUGUUUUGCUUUGAAAAAAUAUGUUGGUUUAUUCCUUUAUAAGAAAAAAAAAAAGGAAGGAGAACAUACAGUAUUUUACACUUGGCUCUCCUGAAGAUGCCUGCACCUGGCUUUUAUGAUGUGCAUAACCAGCAGGGUGGGAGAGACUGGGAGUAGCUUGGGAGACUGUGGAGUACUUAAUACCUGUGUGGAGGCUACUGCCUGUGGCUGAAUUGGCUCAUAUCUGUGAAGCCAGAACAAGAACCACCUUGCCGGGGGCUUGGGUGUGCUGUUUAUGUGAGAGCACCUUGUCACAGGCACAUCUGCAAAACUUCUUUACUUUCCCAGGAUUUCCUUCCCCUUUCCUUUUCCCUGCCCCAUGAGGAGGGGUUGUCUGACAGUAUCUGCUCAGGAAACUCAUGUCUUAAUUUUGUUAAAUCCUUUAACACAUGGAGAACCAGAUGGAAGCAGCGUGUGCUCAAUCUGGGUCUGCUUCUUCAUCUCUGUGCUGUGGUUCAACACUGCCUUUUCUGCCUGCUGCCAAAAAGGACACUCUCAACAGGGGCCAACUCCUGCAUUUAAUGCUCUUCCCUAUGUCAGCAGUGUGAAUGCUUUGCCUGAUGAAAUCUGAAGGAGAGGACUCUCUCAAAUGGUCUCUUUAGAGAUGCAACCUGCUUAGAGGCAAGGACAGACUGAAAGGGGAAUCAUAAUUCCUGAAUAUUCCCUGUUCUGGUAUUUUUAGUGACAUUUUUCAGGGUCUCUCUUGCUUCCCUUCGCCAUGCAAAGUCAGGGGACCACCGUCAUACCUACCUCACUGGGGUGUUGUGAGGCUAAACUCAACUUGCUUUCAAGUGCUUUGAGAUCCACAGUUGGAUCUGUGGCAUCUGUAGGAAUUCAAACUAUAAAAAAUACUGAGCGGUGAGUGCAGACUGGUUUGUUUAACUCUGUUUGUAGCCAGCUAAUGAGUAAGAAUGGAGUCAUAGGGAACAAAGCUGAUCCAAUUCCUGCAACCCUUACUUCUGCCGAGCUUGCCAAGAGCUGAGCAUAAAUACAACUUGUAGGGUUUGCCAACCAAGUGCAGGCUGUUCCUCCGAAUGCCUCUCCUAUCCUGCACUGUCUCCUUGCACAUAUUUUCUUUCCUCUCUCCCACUCUGGAUGUUUGUACCUGGUUGGGAAUUGUGGGGGUUUUAUUAGAAUUCAAGUGGUCUUUUAAGACAACCCUGUUUGUGAUUAAGUGGUCAGUGUCCCCCUUGGAGAUGAUCCUUGCACUGGAUGUCCUUCACUGGACCAUUUGAUAGGAUGCUGUGCUGCCCACCUGGGGAGUGGUGGUGGCCCACUCCUCUCUUCUGUGUUGGCACGUUUCCUGUAACUCAAGUUUGCUGCUCAGAUACUUUAAAGACUUUGGUUUUUUGCUCUCAGAUUUGUUGCAGCCUAAAUCCAAAGCCAUGCUGAGGUCUUCUUGCAAAUCCAGAUGCAGCUGAGACUUUCAAGUGUUCUAGAGCAGAUGGAAAUGACUGUGGGUUUCCAUGAAGGCUGGCUUUCUCUUUCAUGGCUAUAAAGUGAAAGAUUUGGAUUUCUUGCGGCUUCCAGGAGUGUAGGGGCAGAUACUACUCUAAACACUUUGCCAGUCCUGUAACUGGGCAUGGGCAGAUGUUGUCACAUCUGUUAGCCUCUCAUUGCCGUGUGGCUUCAGCUGUGGGUGCAGACUCUGUGAGGCUGCCCUGGGUCUCAGUGUCCUUUCCCACACCUGGACGCCAAGCAGGCAGCCGUCUUGGAAGUGUUAAGCAUUGUAGCACUCUGCUCCAUAGCAUAUCUGCAGGGCUGGGAGGUGCUGAGGCUGCAGUUGAAAGCUUGGAGGCAGUGCACAGUAAGGCUCGAGUUUGGAGGAGAUCUGAACAAAUCCCAACCCUUACGAAACCUCCAAACCUUUUCCUUUGGGAUGGGGCUCUCUGGGCAAUGCCCAGGGAAUCUGCUGUUGCUGAGUAUGCCAAAAGCUGUAGGGAAGGAGUUUCUGGAGCUGGUCCUGCCCCACAUAAGUAGCUGUGAAGCAUCUCAUUUGAGAUGUGCUCACUUCCAACACUUGCCGCUGAAGAAACUGGAAAGAUCCAUAACUUGGCUAAACAUGGAAACCUAUUCAAGCCAAUUUCAUCUUGCUCACCAAAACAUGUAAUUCUGCCCUUUUCAAAGGUAAAACAAAAGUCUUGCAGUCUUCUGCAGCAAUGCAGUAGUCUGGUCCCAAGCUGGCUCCUCACUUGGUCUCAGUGCUGCCCAGCUGAGUGAGAGCUGCUCCCGAGGUGUGUGUGCAGGUGUUUUCUCAUUCAGCUUGUGUGUGUCUGUGUGCUUUUCCCCCUCUAGGUGUGCACAUUAUACAUGCUUAAAGCCUCAAGCCAGACUUGGUGGUUCAGUGUUUCAGCUGUUGUAAAGAAGGAAGUGCUCUUGGAAUUUCUUGGUCUUAGAAAACAAACAAAAAAAGAUGAAGUAAAACCCCCAAAUUUCUGUUCUAAAAGAGAUGGCUUUGAGCCAUGAUGUCUCCUACAGGGGUGUGCGUCCUCCUGCGUUCAGGCUGCUGCCUCCCAUCGAUGAUGACCAAAAGUUGCCGUUUCUGACAACUGUGGGCGGUGCGGGUCGCUUUGGGAUAGCGAUGAGCUGGGUCCCCGCCGUGCCAGCGGUACAGCUGGCAUUACCCACCCAUCUGCAUCCCUCCAAGAGACUGCAUUUUUUAUCCCUGUGGCACACGGAACCCUGUGGGCAGCAGGCAGCCAGCCCUGCCCUGGGUGUGCUCUGCCCGGGGAGGAGGGGAUCCUUCCCCCCCUCUGGCUGCUUCCCGGGCACCUCUCACCAGCGCUGACGAUGCUUGGGGGUGUCUCCUGUGUGCACCGUGGGGAGAUGCUGUGGCCACUACCUGAGCAGGCAUAACUGUGAAGGAAUCUUACACUCUUCUGUGCCUGUUUCUUUGAUUCAGCAUUAUUGUGUCUUGGGGACGGGGCUGGGAGUAAAAUGCCCUUCCCCCACCCUCCUUUAUCACUGUGUAAUACUUUUUCUACACACUCUGUGUAUAGUAAGAAGGGUUUUGCCAAGGUUUUCUAAUUAAUAGACACUAACCAGCAUUUCUUUCUUUUUUCUCUUCUUUGCACAUGUGACUUUAACUGCAGUGGUACAUGGUCUUUCUGUUCUUUUCUAAUCGUGAACUUAAGUAAGCAAAUUCCUGGUGUCUGUGACAUUAAUGCACUGUGGGUUUAGCCUUGUAAAUUGUUCUGUUCCAAGCUGGGUUCUCUUAAGUUAUAGCUGGAUGGGGUUUUGUUGUUUUUUAAACUGGAACAUAAAACCGUUUUACACUUUGCAUAUUUUGUACAGUAAAAUUCUGGAAAUAAACUGAAACCAGA
Corvus hawaiiensis (hawaiian crow) is the source of this 7405-nucleotide messenger RNA. It is a transcript of the gene VANGL1, whose product is annotated as VANGL planar cell polarity protein 1. Lineage: Eukaryota; Metazoa; Chordata; Aves; Passeriformes; Corvidae. Gene Ontology annotation, cellular component: plasma membrane. The transcript has 9 exons. Gene Ontology annotation, biological process: multicellular organism development. The record is from RefSeq and is a predicted model, not a curated record. Bases 284 to 1903 code for a protein of 539 amino acids.